Molecule: messenger RNA, 2023 nt
Organism: Cucurbitaria berberidis CBS 394.84
Lineage: Eukaryota; Fungi; Ascomycota; Dothideomycetes; Pleosporales; Cucurbitariaceae
Exons: 3
Coding region: 500-2023 (507 amino acids)
Source: RefSeq, a predicted model, not a curated record
GGCUCAGAUGGUGACUGCUCAUCAAUCAGCCGCGAUAGUCGGUAAUGGUGGUGGUGGUGGUGCCUACGACAGAGAGUCUUGUGCCCGUCCUCUAUCACUCACUUAUCGGCUGCCCCGAUAGCAUCUCCGUCAUCCGCGUCCUUAUCGCCGCCGACUCCCUUCGCUACCCCAUCUGCUGCCUCGCACCCUCUCUAUUCUUCUUCGUCACUCAUCCUCUGUUCAUUUUCACCACCUCGUCUCUCCAAAUAUCUGGAUACUAUAUUGUUAUUAUUAUUACAUGUAAGCAGUGCGCCACGGCCACGCUCGGCAAGACUGGACCCUUGCAGGCCUGAUGUUGCCUGCUCGAUCCCCUUGGACCCAUCCAUCCAAUCCCGCCUCAGCAAUAACGUAAAAGCAACCGAACAACACGCCCGGCGAAACGUCACAAAACGCCUAGCCGUACCUGAAGUCACCAAAGGGCUAGUCACGGGGAAAUCCCCCUAGUGUCUACCUGUCAAUCAUGAUGUACUCGCCGCGGUCCUACCCUUACCUCCACCCUUCUCCGCCCUCGCCGCGCAGCAGAACGUCUGAGAAGAUGGGCACACGAGCUUCGAGGAAUAGCCCCAUUCCGCGCUCUGUCAAACCUAUCGAACCACCAACGCCAACUAUCAACAACACCCAGUCUACGUCCAACUCGGAACCUAGGCCGGAACAGCCACCUACGACCAUGCUCGCUCAUUCACAACCCGUUGUCAUUCCGCCUCGGAUGCCCUUGCAUUCAGCCACGUCCACACAAUCAGUGAGAGCAAGAGGCCACAAUGGUGGCAGGCCGACACGCUCGUCGAAAAGUCACGACCCGAAUGCGAUUCCACCGGCCGUCGCUGCUCUGCUCGCUGUUACCGCGAUUCCGAAGAUGCCGUCCCGACGACGCAAGCAUUCCACAAGAGACAGGAGGAUAUCCAUGGACGAGUUGAUUCAGGAGUGGAAACAGGACGACUCGGACGUUCCACCUUCACUUGUGGGUUCGCCUUUGGAUGUCCUACUGGGUCGCGUGGACGAGUCGGACGACGAGUAUGGCAGCCUGGCGAGCAUGGAGCAAGAGAAGGAGUCUUUUGUGACAUCUCGGUCCAUCUCGAGCGACUCCAUUACUACUAUACCGCCGUCUCUGGACUUUGAUGACCCUUCAUUUUCCUCUCACUGGGAUAAUCUCAGCACACCGGACUCGCUUAGCCGAAAGUCGUUGGCGGAGCGCAAAGAGAAGGCUGUUUCGUCCCCACCAAAGGAAGAUUGUGUCCUGGAUCAUCCACUGCUUCACUUUGGGCCGGAAGAAUAUGACGAAGUCAUUGCGACAAAUAUUACCGAGGGUCUUACUUCGGCCACUUCCUCAAACGAACGGUUCAAGUCAUUCAAGUCCAACUUGACCGCAUCCCUCCAAGCACUCAAAUCGGCCGCCAAAUCAUUUUCAAACUUCACUGCACCUAGUGUCCCGCCCGAUGAUUUCCUUACCCGGUCGUUGCUGUCACCACGGUUUACCAGCGAAAUGCGUCCUAAGCAUCUUGAAGGCCUACCGUCCCCCGAACUCCGACGAUACCUAAACCCACAACCAUCCCCAAUCUCGCCAACCGAACUAUCAAUGCACCUUCACGAUUCCCUCACCCUCGACGCUGACGACGACACUCAAGCCCCCAUGAUCCAAAUGCAAACCUACGAACGCCGCGGGCGCUCCCAAAAAUCCCGUCGCUCUCGCACAUCCGAUCCCCUUUCUGAAGCCGGCAGAGCUUUGUCCAACGAGCCCACUGUCCGCCAGCGCGAACCGAGAGAGAACAGCGAUUUUCUAAGGGUCAUUGUCUUGGAGAUGAACAUGCGCCGGAUCGGCAAGCUCGAUGGCAAGGCUGUAGGCAAAGCCAGGAUCUGGCUGCCGCCAAGGAAAUUGGGCACCAGCAAAGCACCUGCCACUGACGGUAUGCGGAAUUCGCUGUGCGUGGAGCGGGGCGGGGUUGCAUCAACUUCGCUUCUCUGUCAUUGCCAACCAUCGCUGGCUUGA